Aspergillus ibericus CBS 121593 is the source of this 725-nucleotide messenger RNA. RefSeq lists its product as uncharacterized. The coding region runs from base 220 to 651 and encodes 143 amino acids. The record is from RefSeq and is a predicted model, not a curated record. The transcript is spliced from 2 exons. NCBI's taxonomy places the organism in Eukaryota, Fungi, Ascomycota, Eurotiomycetes, Eurotiales, Aspergillaceae.
UGACGUUAACCGCUACGACGUCACCAGCCAUCCACAAUCGGCUCUCGUCGACUCAAGUCCAUAUUAAAAGCAGCAUGAUCCCUUGAGACAGAUCUAUCAAUCAAUCAACACAAAGUCUCUCAUCACAAGCAGUGUACCGCAUUCGAACUACAACUUUUUACAAUUCACACUACUACCACUUCAUCCCUUCGUCCACCUCCCAUCUCAACACCAUCCAAAAUGUCCGAACAGACCUUCCACACCACCACCCAGGACCUCCGCAAGGCUGAGUCCCAUGCCUCUCACGCCGGUGCCGGCAACACCCCUAAGAACUCCAACAUCUCCGCCAUGAAGUCCAUCGUCGACGAAAACAACUCUGGCAAGCAGGCCCAGAUCGACAAGACCAAGGCCAACCUGCCCUUGCCUGAUCAGCCUCCUGUGGCGAGUGACUGGAACUCCGCCGACCAGAGAACCGUCAACGUAGGUUCUGGCGGUCGCGAAGGACCCGUUUCCGGAGAGAACAACAGUGCCCUGCGAGAACCCGCGACUGCCAGCAGCAGUGUCCGGAUCGAUGGCAAUGAAUAUCACAAGAACACGCAACCCAUGAGUGGCGUUGGACGCCAGGGCAAGGAUAACCUUGACGGUCUGCCCCGGGAUGCUCUUUACCGGUAAUUUGGAAGGGAGUAUUGACUACGGCCCUAUGCUAUGUGUAUUAUUAUGAAUGAGCAUUAAUGAACAAAACGGAU